CGCCGCUAUGAAAAUCUUUGAAAACUUCCCGAUGAGCGGCGAAAGUCGAAACCUGAGCGACACCCUCAAGACUUCUAUUGCUUGGUACAAUGCGGCUAAUCCUUGACUUAAAGGGCUGCCGAACCUCCAGGUCACCCGCAACAUGACGAGAUCCCGAGAUAGAUUAUUAUCCACGCGCUGAUGUUAAAAGAUCGAGACCCGCACCCGGCCUCUUCUUCUAGCGUUGGCCAAUCCGAGAUGCCGAUGAGCCGCCGAGGGCGAGAACUCGGAAGGUAGAUGGUAGACCGCAGCGGCAUUGUGUGAUGGAAACGCGUCCGCGUAGGAAGCGGAUUGGACUCAUGUGCGGGUCGUCUUUUCUGCUACCCCUGGACUGUAGUGUCCGUCACCUUUGAGACUCAUCUGUGUUGCCG
Messenger RNA from Mycena citricolor, 410 nucleotides. The record is from the annotation of a GenBank genome assembly. Lineage: Eukaryota; Fungi; Basidiomycota; Agaricomycetes; Agaricales; Mycenaceae.